UUAUCAUUGAAAUAUUCUAGAUCUGGCCCCACAAAGACUUCCCAUUGAUUCCAGUGGGGAAAUUGGUCCUCGACCGAAAUCCACUGAAUUAUUUCCAAGAUGUCGAGCAGAUGGCCUUUGACCCCGCACACAUGGUGCCAGGUAUUGAACCAAGUCCUGACAAGAUGCUCCAGGGUCGUUUGUUUGCAUAUGGAGACACGCACAGACAUCGUCUGGGACCCAAUAAUUUGCAAUUGGCCGUCAACUGUCCUUAUAAGCAACUUUCCAUUAUGAAUUAUCAACGAGACGGUUUGAUGCCAAUUCAUAAUCAAAAUGGAGCCCCUAAUUACUAUCCAAACAGCUUUAGUGGUCCAGUGGAGUGUCCUGUUGUACGCUCACCACCGAUAAAACUCGCAGCUGAUAGUGCUGCUGAUCGUUACCAGCCAGUUAAUGAGGAUGACUUUGGACAAGUUACGACAUUCUGGCAGAAAGUAUUGGACGAGGGUGCAAAAUCCCGACUUGUCGACAACAUGGUUAACAGUUUGAUGGGUGCAUCAAACUUUAUCGUUGAACGUGCCGUACGGAACUUCUCGCAAGUCGACGUUGAUCUUGGUAAAAGAUUAACGGAGGGUCUUAAGAAGAAGGGAAGAAUCAUUAAUGUAUCAGGAAAAUCAGCAAACUUGUAAGAUUAUGAUGUUUUUAUAUUUUUGUUGUUUCGGGUAUUGAUGAUAUUCAACUACUUUCGCACAUUAUAUAUAUAUAUAUAUAUAUAUAUAUAUAUAUAUAU
Diachasma alloeum is the source of this 766-nucleotide messenger RNA. RefSeq names its product catalase. The record is from RefSeq and is a predicted model, not a curated record. Gene Ontology annotation, biological process: response to hydrogen peroxide; hydrogen peroxide catabolic process. Lineage: Eukaryota; Metazoa; Arthropoda; Insecta; Hymenoptera; Braconidae. Bases 111 to 665 code for a protein of 184 amino acids. Gene Ontology annotation, cellular component: mitochondrion; peroxisome; cytoplasm. The transcript is spliced from 2 exons. Gene Ontology annotation, molecular function: catalase activity; heme binding.